Molecule: messenger RNA, 288 nt
Organism: Dracunculus medinensis (Guinea worm)
Lineage: Eukaryota; Metazoa; Nematoda; Chromadorea; Rhabditida; Dracunculidae
Source: the annotation of a GenBank genome assembly
ACUUCGCGAUGCGGCACCAUAUCUGAGCUCAGUCGAAACAGAUUCUUUUUUAAAAUGAUGGGAACAGGUUAUCCAGGGCCACCAGUCACCAUGGAUUCAAUACCAGUUCCUUUUAUGCCAUACAAAACAGUACAUCGCGAAUUGCAAGCUAAAUUCAAUAAAUGUUUAAUUUUCGGCAUCGUGUUUUAUACGCUUUCGCUCUCUUUGGCUUUCUAUGACGGUGUUUUCAUGGUCGAAUCACUCCGUACUCCGUUAAGUUAUAGAUAUCGUAACAAAUCAAAUAAGUAA